Molecule: messenger RNA, 3408 nt
Organism: Linnemannia hyalina
Lineage: Eukaryota; Fungi; Mortierellomycota; Mortierellomycetes; Mortierellales; Mortierellaceae
Source: the annotation of a GenBank genome assembly
AUGACCCAUGAUAAAGAGAAUAGAAAGUCUCUCGCCCUGGUGCGCACCCAGACCAUGGAGCGAGCCCAGGGUAACGCAGCCCCCAUCGAGUUCCGCACACUCUCCAUCCACGUCACCGAGACCCACCGCUCUGGCAAGAACGGUGGCAUGCCCGCCUACGGCAAGGAAAGGGACGCCAAGCCCUCAAGGUUCUGGAAAAGCAAGAAGAAUGAGGAUGAGCUGGUGACCGAGACCGACUUUUUCUCUACCGCUGACUUUCACAAGCUGUCCGAGUCCGAGAUCAACCUGCGCUUCAAUUCCGAUCCCACAAGAGGCCUGACCCAACCCGAGGCCGGUCGACGACUCAAGGUCAAUGGCCUUAAUACCCUGGACUCGCCCAAACCAAACUACGUCAAGAUGAUCUUCGGCUACACCUUUGGCGGCUUCUGCUCCAUCCUAUGGGUCGGUGUCAUCACCUUCCUCAUCUGCUGGCAGCCUCCUCUCUCACCCACACCUAAUGUCACCAACCUCGCCCUCGCCAUCCUUGUUCUAUUUGUUAUUAUCCUUCAGGCCGGUUUCUCCGCCUUCCAAGAUUUUUCGACUGCCAAGGUCAUGUCGUCGAUCCUUGACAUGAUCCCUGCUGACUGCCAUGUCAUUCGCGAUGGUCAACUUGUCAAGAUCCCUGCCUCUGGUCUGGUCGUCGGUGACCGCGUCCACCUUUCGCUUGGUAACAAGGUCCCGGCCGAUCUCCGCCUCCUUCAGGCAUCCAGCGAUACCCGUUUUGACCGUGCUGUUCUCACUGGUGAGAGUGAGGCCAUUGAGGCUAGCACAACCGCGACGGACGACAACUUUUUGGAGUCCAAGAAUAUUGCGUUUAUGGGUACGCAUGUUGUCCAGGGGUCGUGUGUGGGUGUUGUCAUCCUGAAGGGCAACGACACGUUGAUGGGCCGCAUCAACAAGCUGACGACUGGCCGCAAGCCCAAGAAGACGAUCAUUCAAAGGGAGAUCACGCGGUUUAUCCAGAUUAUCAUCUCCUUGACGGUCGCACUCAUCCUGAUCAUCACCAUCGCCUGGCUGGCCUGGCUGCACCGCGUCUACCCCGACUUUAUGAACCUCGCCACUUUGCUUGUCACCCUCAUGGGCUGUGUCAUCGCUUUCAUCCCCGAAGGUGUGCCUAUCUGCAUCUCGCUGACAUUGCUCAUGAUUGCCCGCAGAAUGAGCGAGAACAACAUCCUGCCAAAGUCACUCAGCACAGUCGAGACCCUGGGUUGUGUCAACGUCAUUUGCUCCGACAAGACCGGUACACUCACCGAGAACAAGAUGCACAUCAGUAACGUCGCCUUCCUCGAUUACGAAUCCACUCCAUCCGAGGUCGCCGCCAACAUAGCCAAGGGUCUCCAGAACGUCAACCAAUUGCCCCAGCCCGGUGAUGACCACCUCUCCCUAUCACUCCGCCAACUCCAGCUUGCCACUCUGCUCUGCAACAAUGCCAAGUUUGACCCCGAGACAAUGAAGUUGCCUCUUGCCGAGCGCAGGGUCCUCGGUGAUGCUACGGACAGUGCUCUCUUGCGAUUCGCCCACCAGGUUUCCGAUACCAGUGCCCUCGCCCCCAGCUUUGAGCGCACCUUUGAGAUCCCCUUCAACUCUCGCAACAAAUGGAUGAUGACAGCCCACCAGGGCUCGCGCGCCAACCCUCAAGUGAUCAAGACCCUCUUUGGUUCCAACAUCAUGGACGCCAACAACACUGCCGCCAACGAAAAGGACGACAUGCUUGUCUUUGUCAAGGGUGCUCCUGAUAUCCUCUUGCCCUAUUGCAGCUCUUUCUGGUCAGCCACUACCAAAGAUGGACCCCAGCCUCUCACUCCUGAAUGGGCUGCUGAGCUCACUCGCAUUCAGCAGACAUGGUCUCGCGGUGGCAAGCGUGUCUUGAUGCUCUGCAAGGGUCGUUACAGUCCUUACUUGGCCCAGCACAACCUCUCCAUGGCUGGCUCAUCGACCUCGAACGCUAUUCAAGAAGAGUUGACUCGCCAGGGUCUCCAGGAGCUCUGUAUUCUCGGUCUCGUCGGUAUUAUGGAUCCUCCUCGCCCAGAGAUUAAGGACACCAUCCGUGCUUGCCGUGGUGCCGGUGCUCGCUUCUUCAUGGUCACCGGCGACUUUGGUCUGACUGCCACCGCCAUUGCAAAGCAAAUCGGCUUGUUUUCGACUGAGCGUGAGCCCCACACAUAUGAAAACAUCAUGGACCCCACCCUGAACGCAUCGAGCAAUGGAUACGAGAAGACACACUUUGACGAUGCCAGCAGUCUCCAGCAAGCCGAGGUCGGUCGCCCUCGCUUCCGUGAGGGUACCUCUCUUGUUCUCACUGGAUCAGAUCUUGCCAGGAUGAGUCCUGGCGAGUGGGACAUUGUAUGCGCCUACGAAGAAAUUGUCUUCGCUCGCACCUCGCCCGAACAAAAGCUGAGGAUUGUGACCGAGUUCCAGCAUCGCGAUGGAGUGGUUGCUGUCACGGGUGAUGGUGUUAACGAUGCCCCUGCUCUCAAGGCUGCCGAUGUUGGUGUUGCUAUUGUCUCUGGUUCGGAUGUCGCCAUCGAGGCUGCCGACUUGAUCUUGCUGGGUGGAUUUGAUGCGAUCCCUGAGGCAAUCCGUCUUGGUCGUCUUGCCUUCCAGAACUUGCAAAAGGUCAUUGGCUACUUGCUACCUGCUGGAUCCUGGUCUGAGGUCUGGCCUGUCCUGAUCAAUGUCUUCCUCGGUGCCCCCUUGAGUCUCUCGUCCUUCCUGAUGGUCAUCGUCUGCUGCUUCACUGAUGCCUUCCCUUGCACUGCGUUGGUCAUGGAACAAGAAGAAUUCGACCUCCUCUCCCUCAAGCCCCGUAACUCGAAGAAGGAACAUUUGAUCACCCUCAAGAUCUACGCACAGUCAUACUUCUUCAUUGGCAGCACUAUGACCUUCUUCUGCAACAUGUUUUUCUUCCUCUAUCUAAAGGAAUUCACCGGCGUCGGAUUCUCAGACCUGGUCUUCACUUUCGGGAACUUGCCCGAGGAGAAACUCGCCGCCCGGGGGAUCUCAUUGGAAAAGUUCAACGGAUACUAUGUCAACACUGCCCAGUGUGUCUGCUUCGUUACACUUGUGAUCCUGCAGUGGGGCAACAUUCUCUCGGUCCGCAAUCGUCGCAUGUCGAUCCUCCAGGCUGACCCCUUCCGUAAGCAGCGUCGCAACCUCUGGCUCUUCUUGGGUAUCCUCGCCUCGUUCCUGGUCGCCGUCCUUGUCACAGAGACGCCCGGUAUUCAGGAGAUCAUGUUGACCAACUCUGUCCCGAUCAAGUACUGGUUGCUGCCCUUGCCCUGCGCACUGUUUAUUAUUAUCGCGGAUGAUAUGCGCAAGCUCAUUGUUAGGGUUUUCCCUAAAAGCUUCCUUGCUAGGAUAGCCUGGUGA